Ctenopharyngodon idella (grass carp) is the source of this 7059-nucleotide messenger RNA. RefSeq names its product phosphoinositide-3-kinase, regulatory subunit 2 (beta) (gene pik3r2). Gene Ontology annotation, cellular component: phosphatidylinositol 3-kinase complex. Lineage: Eukaryota; Metazoa; Chordata; Actinopteri; Cypriniformes; Xenocyprididae. The transcript is spliced from 16 exons. The record is from RefSeq and is a predicted model, not a curated record. Gene Ontology annotation, biological process: phosphatidylinositol phosphate biosynthetic process; insulin receptor signaling pathway. Gene Ontology annotation, molecular function: protein binding; 1-phosphatidylinositol-3-kinase regulator activity. Bases 793 to 2970 code for a protein of 725 amino acids.
UUUGUGCCCUGCCUUGGUCACAGUGUUUUGCAAACUGCUCUUCUCUGACUGAAUACAGGGGAGGAAAGGAUGCGUACGAAUCAGUCAGCCGUCUUGCAUUUUAAGCCGAGUGCUCGACUGUAAAGAUGAAGAUUUCUCUCAGCAGGACUUUUAGUUUCAGAACUCAGACUCAGAAUGGACCUUUUCUCUUUUCCUGAAUGAACUCUGUCCUACAGCAGCAGUAGCAUUACACGAAGUACUUUAGUUAUAAUGAUGAAAAGGCGGAAAGGGGGAUGACGUGUUUUCGGAGGGGGUGUUUCGGUGGUGUGAGGAUUGCGGGCUGUGGUUGGGUAUGUCAGUGCCACGUGUCUGCGCUUGCACCUCUCUUCUCUAUACAGAGGAUGUCGGACUGAGACCUUAGUGCGCCUGGUCAAAGUGGGUCAUCAAGUUACACUGGGAGGAUCACAUCUUGAGAGGGAAUGUUGAGCAACCUGCUAUAAGACGACACCAGCUGAUUUGGCGAAAGAACUUCUUUGUUUAUUUCUUUUCCGGUGCCUGAAUGAGCAUGCUGCAUUCCCUCUGUUCCAUCAUUUGGUUGAACCGCGGGUUCAAGUUGAGGAAAGUGGCCUGUUCGGCCAACACCGGCCAGGUUUAAGCCGUUCCUACCGCGCAUGCCCGCUUAUGAGCUCCGGUCAGUAGUGCUUAGCUUUCAACGAAACGUCCCACGGUACGACAUCAUUCGCACCCUCGCAAAGUUUCAUCCCCAGUCCGACACUCUUCUUCCAGGGGUAAUUGUCAUUUCAUACUCUGAAAAUGGCUGCUGAUGGCUUCCAGUACAGAUCUCUGUACGCCUACUGUAAGGACUGGGAGGAUGACAUUGACCUUGAGCCCGGUGAUAUCCUGACGGUCGACAAAGCGUCUCUGCUAUCACUGGGCUUCAAAGAGGGAGAUGAGCAGCACCCGGAAUGCAUCGGCUGGAUCUUAGGGUUUAACGAGCGAACCAAACAGAGGGGAAACCUUCCAGGGACGUACGUGCAGUAUGUGGGACCUGUGAAAAUGUCAGUGCCGUCCUGCCAGCCUCGUUCUCAGAGACCGCUUCCUGCUGUUCCCAGACCUGAGCCAACCUUGCAGGUUGCUCCAGACCUGGACUUGACCAAACAGUUCACACACCUGGAAACUGCUCCCCCUAAUCUUAUUAAGUUGGUUGAAGCAAUUGAGCAAACAGGUCUGGACUCUAGGACACUAUACAGGACAUCUACUGCUUCAGCCUCUGACAGUCAACGACAGAGCCUCGCUGAGCUGCAGGAGUUGGACGUGGGACAGUGGGACAUUCAUGCACUCUCGGACGCUCUUAUUCGGUACCUGCAGGAACUUCCUGCCCCCAUCAUCCCUCCCUCUGUUUAUACAGACCUUCAGGCAGCAGUGCAACUAGAAUCAGACGUUCCCUCCGUGAGGAGACGAGAGCAGCUGUUGGAGGUACUGGGGAAGCCUGAAGUUCCACUGCAAAACCUCCUGACGCUGCAUUAUUUGCUGAGACACCUGGAAAAGGUCUGCCAGUACGCGGAGCACAACGGCCUCGACAUUCACACCCUCUGCCAAAUUUUUGGCCCUCUGCUGAUCAGGGGCCCUGUGAGCGGGUCAGAGGAAGAUGAGGGGUUUCCUGCGGUUGCAGUUGAGAGACUUCUUUUGGAGAAAAUUUGGGAACAAGAGCCGACUCCUCCCGCGCUCCCUCCUAAACCGCCCAAAGCCAAAGCCAUGGCCUCAUAUGUGACCAAUGGAAACGACAGCUUACUGAGUGAUGCUGAAUGGUACUGGGGAGACAUUUCAAGAGAGGAGGUGAAUGAGAAGAUGAGAGACACUCCUGAUGGUACGUUCCUGGUGCGGGACGCGUCAAGCAAAGUGCAGGGAGAGUACACCUUGACCCUCAGGAAAGGAGGCAAUAACAAACUGAUCAAGGUUUUUCACCGCGGGGGGAAGUAUGGAUUCUCAGAACCGCUUACUUUUCUUUCUGUGGUGGAGCUCAUCAACCACUAUCGGCAUGAGUCACUGACCCAUUACAACGCCAAGCUGGACACUCGCCUGCUGUUCCCUGUGUCUAAAUAUCAGCAGGAUCAGGUGGUGAAAGAGGACAGUAUUGAGGCAGUAGGAGAGCAGCUGAAGGUUUAUCACGAGCAGUAUCAGGAGAAAAGUCAUGAAUAUGAUGUACUGUAUGAAGAAUACACACGCACAUCACAAGAGCUGCAGAUGAAGCGAACAGCCAUAGAGGCCUUUAAUGAGACCAUCAAGAUCUUUAAGGAGCAAUGUGAGACCCAGGAGCGCCUCAGCAGAGAGAACAUUGAGAAGUUUCGCAGAGAAGGCAAUGACAAGGAGAUUGAGAGAAUUCAGAGCAACUCUGAGAAGCUGAAGUCCAGAGUGACCGAGAUUCAUGACAGCAAGAGAAAAUUGGAACUGGACUUACAGAGGCAAGCCACAGACAAUCGAGAGAUAGACAAGAAGAUGAACAGCUUGAAACCAGACCUCAUACAGCUGAGGAAGCUAAGGGACCAAUACCUUGUAUGGUUGACUCAGAAAGGCACCAAGCAAAGGAAGAUCAACGAAUGGCUGGGUGUAUUGAACGAAUCGGAAGACUUCUAUUCUCUGUUGGACGACGAUGACGAUCAAGCGCAUCACGAUGAGUGCUCCUGGUAUGUUGGGGACAUCAAGCGCACAAAGGCGGAGGAUCUCCUGAGAGGCAAACGAGACGGCACCUUCCUCAUCAGAGAGAGCCAGACCAAGAAAGGCUCCUACGCCUGCUCUGUGGUAGUGGAUGGAGAGAUCAAGCAUUGCAUGGUUUACAAGACAGCCACAGGUUUUGGAUUUGCUGAGCCCUACAACCUUUAUGGUUCCUUGAAAGACUUGGUCCUGCACUACAAACACACCUCUCUGGUCCAGCACAACGACUCACUGAAUGUAACCCUGGCCUACCCGGUCCUCGCACAGCCGCCUAGAUGAGCACCCCGACACGAGACGUCAGAGGACACGCAUAUAAAAGCAUGAUUAAGCACAUUAUACAGAGCAAAUUAUACUAACACCAAACUUUUAUGUUUAUCAUAGAGAACAGAUAAGCACAGUAUAUUAUCGUAAGUAAACGUACGGCUUUUUUGUAAGCCCAUAGUUUUCUCUAUCAAUCAAAGUCAGCUGCAGUAAUUACGGUAAUAUCACAGCUUGAGUAUUUGUUGUCCCAACACAAGAGAGAAGAAAGUGUCUCAUGAUUCCAUGAAAGCUCGAACUAGUGUCGUAGUCCUGGAUAUUUUCGAUUAGGACACGGGCCAGGGAUGAGAUGAGGAAUGAUUGCAGCUGUUGAUAAUCAAUCUUUUAGCUGUUAUGCUGCAUUCACGACAUAUCGUAAUUACCGUAAUAUCGAGAUGACAACACGUGAUGUUCUAUUCUGAGCUAUACCGAAAUUACAGUAAUAACGACAUGGCGUGAACGCACCUUUAUGUCACUGUGUAUUUGUUUGGUAGUUCGCUUCUGCCAACCAUAUGAAUAGAUUCCUCUCUAUGUGAGUCCUGUAGAUGAUGUGAAACAAACCUUUUUUUUAUAUAUCAGAUGUGGUCGAGGGACUCUGAAGUCCUUUUAGCUUCUAAUCUGCCUCUUAAAAGCUAGUCGUCAUGGUGAGAAUAAAUAGCCAUCAACGAUUGUGUACUUUUAUUUGAGAUUUUACACCACAGAACUGAAGUCUGGCAUCUUAAUGGUUUCUGUGGGCUGGUAUUGGUGCUUCCUGCUUUAUUUUUGAUUCUUUUAACAUGAGAAUGAUGCAUAGCUAUAGCGAACCGUUAAGAUCCAGAGCAAAACAAAUGUGAUCCCAAAGCAACGACGCGCACAGGAACUUUCACUCGCUUAGAACGGUUUCAAAGGGGCAAAGCAGGUUAUUCAACAGACGCAAGCAAAAAAGGAACGGAAAAACCCUCUUGUGAAAACACCUGGGUAUGAUUGCAGAUUUUUGAGGAAAUUAUCAGGUGCAAGUUGAUAUAUUGUGGUAGUAAAUGAGUCCUAAUGGUUGUUGGGCGUUUUGUAACUGUACUCCCCCUAGUGUUGUCAGAUGAUACACUGGUCUGUAAAUCAUACAGUCAGCUGGAUGUUUUUUUUUUUUUUUCUCGUGAGUGAUCAUAUGCUUUUUUUAAUCAAGCAGAACCAGAUAGCAAUUUUAUGUUUGCUUACUAAGAAUCAGUGAUUAAAUUACAUUUUUGGAGAGGAAAUGGUUUUAAAGUGCCUUCUGCCCAUGUAUCCUUGAGAAGCUUUCUUGGGAUUGGGGCAGUACAGAAAGCUUCACUUCCAUAGAUUCAGUAAUUCAGUAAUAAUAAUAAUAAUAAUAAUAUAUAUAUAAUACUCCUUGAGCCCUACAACCAAAAGGAGGAUCAUCCCAUCAAACGCAUUCUGUUAAGUACUUUAAAAUAAAACCCAUUCUAAUUACAAAUAUAUUGGGAGUAGCAAGUUAAAGACCUCUUAUUUGUAAUUAAACAUAACUCUUUGUUAGCUUGUAAGCUUUUUUAAUGAGGUUUGGUCUUAACCAGUAUACACUUUCGUGGAAAUUAAUUUGAGGUACAACAGAAGUAAUUUCAUCCAUUUUUAAGGCCUGUUCACACCAAGACAAGUAUUUAGUGCGAUAAACAUUUUAAUUUGAUUGAAUGGCUGGUAAUGCUUUCAGACUGACAUGAACAUUCAUGUUCCAUCAAUGCGACAGAAUUUUUGUAUUUUUACAGAGAAGUUUUCUGAUCUCUUAGCCAUCGCACUGCGAAAUACUUUUGGUCACAUGCUCAGAGCCGCUGCCACUGUUACAUAAAGCUACAACUUGGUGGCGCUCACAAACAGUGUACAGUUUGGUUUCCGGAAGUAAAAAAAUCCCAUUAAUUUUCUCUUGCAAAACUGACUUUUUUUUCUUGGAAUUUUCAGUUUACAUCUUGAAGUUUUUUUCCUCGCCAUGAAAUACAAAAAUUAAAAAAACUUUUUUUUUUUUUUUUUUAGGUCAUAUCUCACAAUUUGGACUUUACUUCUCAGAAUUGUGAGUGUAUGCAAGUUAACAUCAUGAAUUCUGACUUUUUUGUCUGAAAAGUCAGAAUUGUGAGAUAUAAACUGUGAGAGAUAAAAAGUUUCAAUUUCCUUUUUUAUUCCGUGGCAAAAAUAAGCUUAAUUAUUUUAACAAUAACUUAUAAAGUGCUAAAGACAGACCUGCAAAAAGUUGCAGACCUACAAAAAGUUGCAUAGCACUUUGUGUAAAGCGUGGUAAAACAAGUAUUUCUUGCUUUUCCAAAAGUGCCACGACUGUCAAAGAGUGAAAUGACAAUUUUAUUCAGGCCGUUUGUGGUUUUAAAAGCAUUUUUCUAAACACAAGAAAAUCUGACUGUUCUGAACGUUCAUGUUGGUGUGAACAGGCUUUUAUUCUGGCUACAUUUUAAUCAAUAAAAAUAAGCUACCAAACUAUCAAAAACAGAUGCAGUGUAUUUUAAUUGAUUUAAAAGGCAAGUUGAAAUUAAAACUUCAUCAAAACCUUGAAACUUUAAACUUGCCUAAAUCUAGUGUAUUCUUCGCUUUUGACAUCCUCCUUUUAGAUGGAUUCAUUUUAGUUUAUAAAUCCACAACAGACAAUAAAGUGGAGCAGGUUUUAGUUUUGUAAGCGUGUUUGUCGGUAUACUCCAAUUAGUUUCAUCCUAUCGAUAGGAUGAAGUUGUUUUGCUAUGAUGGUGUGGAGUGGAGCGAGAACAGAAACACUGGUUAUGAUUCCUUGAAUGUUCUGACUGACUGACGUCGGGUCAUUGAGAGCACAGAGAAAGAGCCAGAGUGUUGGAUGUGAUGAAUUCGUGUGAGAAAAAGCAGUGGAGUAAAAUCCUCUAAAUGCACUAUACAAGCACAUCUUGAGAUGAUUAUGAGUGACAAUUAAUGAAGCUUGACAGUCUUUAUGAGCAACAGAAAUAGGUUAGGUACACAUUUUAGUUACAAGCCUAUAAUGUCAUAAUGUGUUAUGAUCGUGCCGAAGUGGGUCUGUUCUUUGUUUUUAUUUUCUUUAACUCCUUUUUAAAGUGUUUUGUUUCUCAUUGUAAGAAAUGACCUUACAGAUUCAAAGAUAAGCUAGCUUGAAUAUUUCUCUUCCGUUCAGUACAGUUACAAAUGUUUACAGUAUCUAAUUAACCAAAUAGAAGAUGUAUUUUCAAAUGUGCUGUCUGGUCCUGCAAGGAAUCUGUCAGACGGGGUUUCUUGUCUUUUUUUUUUUUUUUUCGUGCCUCUGUUGUUUUAAACUUGAAGAUUUUGUUUUCCUUCUUUGUUCACUUUAAACAGUGCUCCCUCACCUCGCAAUAUAUUUUCUUCUGAAUAAAAAGGAAAUUUAAUAUGGUCUUUAAAAAUGCAGCUAUGACCCAGAGCAGGUUUCCCAGGUUUCUUCUUCGUUGAUUUUUUUUCUUUCCAUAGCAGACAUGUUUUUCAAGUUACAUAGAAUGAUAAAAGUCCAGAAUGAAAAGUUAUGAAAAUUUUAUCCUGAUUUCUAUCUAACUUCCUUCUGUAGUCUCAUUUGGAGCAUUGACUAAAAUUAGCUGUUCUUUUUUUCCCCUUCGUUGUUUCUAUGACAAGAAAUAAACUGAAAGUAAGAUACAGCAGGGUCAAAUGUUUAAUAGACAUGUAUUUUUGUAUUUAGUGGUUAUGACAUAACCACUAAUUAUCCUUUACCUCUUUAAACUAAAUGAUACCUUACUGUCUUGUUUCCCCUGAGUGCAUGAAGUAGUCUGUUGAAGAUAAUGCACACCAAAGUGCCAUUAGACAUGGAGGAUGGGGAGCACUGUUAGUUACCCAGUACAUUUCUACUGUGUGUGUGUGUGUGUGUGUGUGUGUGUGUGUGUGUGUGUGCGCGCACAAACUUUAUGUACAUACUUCUGUUUCCUUUUACUACUUCUGUUCUGUCCAAUCUGUUUUUGGGUGCAGAUUUUUCAGUGUACAGUUUGCAUCAGUGUUGUUUGUCUCUCAAACAGGUACACAAGCAUUACAGAGAUAUGGCUCUUUAAUAGGUAGAUGGAAUUAUUUUUAAGACAAUAAAAAGAUAUUGAGUCUAUUGCA